Acanthaster planci (crown-of-thorns starfish) is the source of this 4416-nucleotide messenger RNA. Its product is annotated as membrane progestin receptor gamma-B-like. Gene Ontology annotation, molecular function: signaling receptor activity. Lineage: Eukaryota; Metazoa; Echinodermata; Asteroidea; Valvatida; Acanthasteridae. Gene Ontology annotation, cellular component: membrane. The record is from RefSeq and is a predicted model, not a curated record.
AUAGCUUGGCAAGCUGGACGCCAGCGAGGACCGGGCACUGUACGUGCGAUGCAGACGACGCACACAUCCCAUAUCCCUGACCGGACCAACCGGACGGCCCACGCCCUAACAACGUCGCAGCAACAGAAAAUUUGUUGCUGUGCAUCUGAUUUACUCUUCAUAAUGUGGACCAUCAAAUUACUUCGUGUCAAUCAUGUUCCCAAGGAUUUCCGGGAGCCGUUCAUCGUGUCGGGUUACCGAUCCUGCCGCAGCAGUGUCUCCUCCUGCAUUGUCAGUGCCUUCAGUUGGAACAACGAAACCUUUAAUUUCUGGACCCACUUCAUCACCUUCGUCUACUUCAGUUGGAUCUUCACCCAGUGGCUGUGGUACGAGUUGCAAUUUGACGUUGACCCGUUCACCUACCCGCUCCAGGUGUAUCUAGCCUCGGUGUGCCUCUACAUGCUGGUCAGCUCCACUGCCCAUCUCUUCAACUGCAUGUCGGAGAGGUCACGUCACAUCUUCUUCUUCUUUGACUACGGAGCCCUAAGUAUCUACAGUCUGGCCUGCUCCAUCCUCUACAGCUCUUACGUGUUUCCCAAGUGUUUUGUCAACACCAUGUACCAUUCUGUCUUUGUACCAUGCUGUGUGUUCAACGCCUUGCUGUGUACGGUGCUUGCUUGCUUGUCGCGACUUGUCGCCGGCUUGAAGCUGCAGAAGAUUUUUCGCAUUAUAUCAUUUUCAUUGCCUUACAUAUUUUGCAGUUUUCCCCUACUGUAUCGCUGUAUUUUCUGUCAAGGUGACGACUGCGGUCACUCGGGUGCUAUCGAACUUCACAUCUAUCAAUUCAUCUUGUGCACAAUCACCAUCCUCAUCUACGGAACCCACUUCCCAGAAGUCCUCGCACCUGGCAGGUUUGACAUCAUCGGUCACAGUCACCAGUUUUUCCACAUCAUCAGUAGCUUGGCGACUUACUGUCAGCUUCGAGGAAAUAUCCUUGACAUGCAACACAGACGUGAUUACUUGCUGUCUGAGUUGCCAAUGCCAACACUCCUCAACACAGCAGGCGUUGUGGUCGGGGUCCUGAUACUAAACCUCAUCAUCAUCGGCAUUUUCUCCGGUUUCAUCUGGGAGAAGCAAGAUUUGCGUCGAGUCAAGCAAAAACAGGGUAUCUUGACCAUCGGUUGCGAAGCCAGCAAUCUUCAAGUCAAACAGAGUUAAUCAUUAAUGGCCUUGGGGUUCUACUGCUGUCAUAUUGCGUCAUCUGAUAUCCACCUUAAACAGAAGCAAUACAUCAUCGGUUGAAAAGAGCCAUAUUGACCGGAAGUGUCCAUUGCUUGAAAUUGCACCCUCUUUUGGCCCUGCUCGAGGCCCAUUGAGAAAAACCAGACCAGGAUGGACCUUAAGAGAAAUGCCUCAUCCUAAAGGACAUGCUGUUUUUAGCUCGUUCAAAAUUUGCAAGCCCCCCUUUUUACAUACUGUAAAACUUUAACUCUUGUGAACACAUCUUCAAAUUUCUUUCCAAAAUACUGGAUGCUGUGGAAAUAUGGACUCAGGGUAGCACCGAGGGGUGUCAGUUUCCAAACAUUUUCCUGGGAGAGGACAGGCAAUUUCUAACUUUUGCUAGGAAGGGGCAAGUACACCGUAGAUGAAACUUUGCCUGACUCAAGGGGCUGCCGUGUCCAACUUUCAUUGAAAUUUCCCGUUUUGUGAAUUGAACCGUUGAAUACAUGUAGGACACUGACAUGUAGCAGCUCCAUUCUUCUACAAACUCUUGAAUGGGAGGUUAAAAUUCAGGGAAUUUUCGUUUGGCCCUAUCAGUAAAAAAAAUGGAGUGAAAUGGACGCCAGGAGCAAAUAAAUUAGGAUAAAUUGAUUGCAACAUACAGCAUGCAUGCAUGGCAGAAAUGUACAAUUUGAUGUACAUAUAAAGCAUCGGGGCAGUUGUAACUACUACAAACAUAUCUUUCUUUAAUGUUCUACCAACCAGCACUACGCAGAUAACUGUUUAAGACUUUUCAUUUCAGUUAUUUCAUGCCUUAUGAAGUUGUUUCUUCAGACCUUCACGACCUGCACUUCUUUACACAGCAAUAUUUGUUUUCAUAUGAUAUUUGAUAUGAGAUAGUUUGAUAUUAGCCUUGUAAUGCACUUUACUAUCCUUUACAGUUUUGUAUCUUUUAUUUUUAUACUAGAUGUAUGUGAAGAAUUUCAAGAGUGUGCAUGCUGUCUUAUAUUCUUCUGUGGAAGUGGGGUAACUUUUUCAGGGUUCUAAGGUCAGGGUAUACAUUGUUGCCAUUGGGUUAAAGCAACUGAGUUCUGGGUCAGUAGUUCUAGAAAUUGUGCUGGGUGUGUUAAUGUGCCAGCUCGGGGCCUGUUUUCUACAAGGGUUUAGCUUUGCCUUGUGUUUUUCAAAUAUUUAUUCUUGUGGUACACAUCUUGGUAUAGUUGGACAAACAAAAAUGGACUAACGCAAUUCACAGAAAUAAGCUUAGAUACAUGUAUCUACAUAUAUAUAUUUUUCUAGAAGAAAUAAUUUCUCUAACUUCUGUUUGUUUACUUGUAUAUUAUGAAUGUUUCAGACAUGUACAUGGAGUUACAUAUUUGUGCAAGUCAUUUUAUCAUGUCUUAAAACGUUUGAAAAGUGUCAAUUACAUGAAUACAUGCACCUGUCGCAGUGAAUAUGUGCACCUGCCAUGUUGAAUAUCAAUAUUCACCAAUCUGUCAGGUCCUGGGUUUUUUUUGCAAUUGCUCAUGAACAGAAACAAGCUAGGCUCUGUUUUUGUAGCUGAACACACGUACAGAAAUCGUGCUUUAUUAAAUUUUAUCACUUGAAAAUAGCUGGUACUGUGAGACGUGAAUUCUAAAUUAGUUUGUAAAUUUCUGUACCUGUAGUCGGGUAGAAGAGGUUUAAUUAUAAUUGUUGACGUGAUUGUGUUGCAGAUACAUCUAUCUGAAUGUACUUUGUUUGCUUACGGGUGAACUGAGAUUGAGAAAUUUCGUGUUAAAAAUAGACUUGAAUAGCUGUGUGCUUCGAAUGGUUUAUGUGUACAUGUUUUUGUAAUAUUAUUUAGAACCAUUGUUUCUAAUUGCAUCAGUGAAGUGUUACAUUAAUUUCUGGAGGAAACUGGUGUAUUCGACACUUCCUGGGAUUGGAGGUUAGAUUACGCCACUCAUACUGGUAUUUUUAGCGAUUUCUCUGAAUAUUUUUGUAAUGACCUGUUAAGGUAAACUAACACCUCAAAUUUGCUUUUUCUGUCUUUUUCCAAAAAACCAAGCCGUGAAAUCUGCUAACUGUAGUAAGAACAAUGUGCUUGCUAGUCAUGAUAGUCAAUAUAAAAACAGGUUUGACGUGUGUAUUUCUUGAUGUCAACCGGCAGGCUUUUUACAAUUUGAGUGGCUUUGAAAGAUAAGAUAUUUGCCAUUUAAAGUGCCCGUAGAGAUAACUCAGUGUUUCUUGUGACAUAAGCAUUUCUAAUAGUAGGUUAUUUUUGUACUCUGAGUACCAAGUAUAUUUUAUGACCACCAACAGUUUUUCAGGCAUUUAAAGCUGCUUCUGGCAUAAGGGGACAAGUAGAUGAAAACUGAAAAUAGACUAUUAAAUAUUUCCUUGCCCAAGUACUUGUGUUAUAUGUACCUUCUGUCUAUGAAUGACGCGUGAUAAUGACUUUUCAAUAUUCAAAAUAAAUAGUAUAAAGUUACACCACUUAUCUUGUUUGUAGAAAUGGCUAAUAUGUUGCACAUUGGAUUUCAAGCCAUUGAAUAUGAUGGAAAAAUCAGAAUUUUGAUUUUUGGUGGUUAUUUACAAGUGAUAUCUGCUUGUUGGCAGUUUUGACUGCCAUUCAAAGAAAAUCUAAAUAUUGCUUGAAAAAAACUGAAAGGAGUCAGAUUUGAAGUGUCUCUCUUGCUUCAAGGAUUUUUUUCUCUCAUUUAAAAGGUGGGUUUCCAUCACUCUCCAGAAAAAAAAGUAAAAUUUAAUGUGUGUGUGGCGAUACAACGAAAUGCCAAAUGAAACGAAAUGCCAAGCGAGCAGCCAAAGCUUGCUCUCGACAUGUACUCAGCUCAGAUGGGUCUGUCAGUCAUCAUUGCCCUCGUAAAAUGCUGCAUGAGUGACCAAGUUUCCACAAUCAAAAUAUAUCCACCCAGAUGUCUUGUAGGAUUACAUAAACAUGCCUUACAUGUAAACCAGGUCCCAACGCAGAAGUUUGAACUUGCUGUGAAUUUUCCAGAAUAGUCAGACCUUUUUGUCAUAAUCUUUUCACUGAAUUUGGUCAAAUAUUUAAGCAUGCUCGAUGCCAAGCAGUUCACUGACACAUUUGCAUGUAGCACUGAACAUACAUGAGUUGUCUCCGAUUGGAUUGAUGACUAUUUUGGGAAUCCAAAAAUGUUGUGUGUAUUUAUGGUGCAUGUGUAAUAAACUGCACUGCAAUGAGUGAAAUAACAA